AUGGGCUCCUCACAGGAGGAAGAUAGACACAGCGCAAAGGUUCCUUUAGAGAAAACGACAAGCCAUGAUGAGGGCAUGCCAAGUCGCGAAGCUUUGCUUGAAGCUCUUCGAUCCGAAAAGCCAUCGCCAUGGUCACCGAAUCUGAGAAAGUUAUACACUUUUUGCUUGAUUGCUUUCCUCUGUUCGACAAUGAAUGGAUAUGAUGGAUCCAUCUUUGGAUCACUUCCUGCAUUGGACUCCUUCCGGGAACAAUUCGGAGUUGAGAAGAACGGUUCGAAAAUCGGAUACAUCUCCGCCAUGUACACCGUUGGUGCAAUCUGCUCUCUUCCAUUCAGCGGUCCAGCCUGUGAUUUCCGAGGAAGAAAAUGGGGCACAUUUAUCGGGUGUAUCAUUGUGGUUGCUAGCACCUUCGUCUCCGCCCUUUCCCGCGGCGUGCCUCAAUUUGUCGCAGGUCGAUUCUUCCUCGGAUUCGGAGUCAACAUCAUUCGAUCAACGAGUUCCAUCUGGUGUGCUGAGGUCUGCCCUCCUGCCUAUCGUGGUAUCAUCAUGGCCUUUUACAACUGCACAUAUGCAGUCGGCUCGCUCAUUGCCGCUGGCGUUACGCGAGGGUCAGCAGGAUAUGGCGGCAAACUGUCCUGGCAGAUCCCGUUAUGGUGUCAAAUGAUCUGUCCGGGCAUCGUGCUCCUUACCGUCCUAUUCUUCCCUGAGUCCCCGCGUUGGCUUUUCUCGCACGGCAAAGAAGAACAAGCACUAGAAUUCCUGGCCUUCUACCACGGCGAAGGAAACCCCGACCAUCCACUCGUGCAACUCCAACUGCAAGAAUAUCGAGAAUUCAUCUCGCUUUCCGGAUCCGAUAAGCGCUGGUGGGACUUCAGCGACUUUUACAAGAACAAAGCAGGAAGAUGGCGAUUUAUCAACGCUCUCAUUACUGGCAUCUGGGGUCAAUGUUCCGGUAACGCUGUCGUCACGUACUAUCUUCCGGCAAUGCUUCUGACAACCGGUAUCACGGAUUCGGAACAAGUCUUGAACGUCAAUCUGGGAUAUACCGUCGUUUCGACUGUGGCAUCAUACCUCGGCGCAAGCCAGAUCGAAAGAAUGGGCCGUCGACCCACAAUUAUAUGGACGGCCGUCGCAUGCUCAGUCUGCUUUGCCUGUAUCACGAUCGGAUCUGGGCUCUUCGCACAUACCCACGCUAGCUCCGCCGCGUCGGCCGGGAUCGCCUUCAUCUUUAUCUUUGGUUUCUGCUACAAUUUCGGAAUGACACCGUUGCAGGCGCUGUACCCAGUUGAAGCCCUUUCCUACGAGACACGAGGGAAGGGCGUCGGAUUGACCUUCUCGAUUGCCCACGGCUUUACCCUUCUGAAUCAGUUUUGUUUCCCGGUGGCUUUGCAGAAGAUUGGAUGGUAUACAUACAUUGUGUUUAUUGUUUGGGAUCUUUUCGAAGCGACUGUCAGUUACUUUGUUUCGGUUGAGACGAAGAAUCAUACUCUGGAGGAAUUAUCGGAGAUUUUUGAAAGUCCGAAUCCUGUCAAGGCUUCGUUACAGAAACCUCUGGCUGGAGGUCCUUGA
Molecule: messenger RNA, 1569 nt
Organism: Penicillium manginii
Lineage: Eukaryota; Fungi; Ascomycota; Eurotiomycetes; Eurotiales; Aspergillaceae
Product: general substrate transporter
Exons: 2
Coding region: 1-1569 (522 amino acids)
Biological process (GO): transmembrane transport; carbohydrate transport
Cellular component (GO): membrane
Molecular function (GO): carbohydrate:proton symporter activity
Source: RefSeq, a predicted model, not a curated record